Molecule: messenger RNA, 1462 nt
Organism: Aspergillus calidoustus
Lineage: Eukaryota; Fungi; Ascomycota; Eurotiomycetes; Eurotiales; Aspergillaceae
Source: the annotation of a GenBank genome assembly
GGAUUUCAGGGCAAACGUUGAGGUCUGCAAAAGUGAAUGCGGGGGAAGCCGUUUCCCCAUACAAACUGGGCUGAAUCUCCAAAACAACCAAACAACCUCGAAAAUACUCAGAAAGACCGUUGACAUACGGCAAAGUCAGGGUACGACUGAUUUAAGCAUUUUCAAAUGCGAAAGAGCCUCCAUCGCACCUUCCUCGCCAUGCUCUGCUUCCCCGGCCUACUAACACAACUCACACGAGCACCAGCCAUGAAGCCUCAACCCCAACUCAUGUCGCUCUUUACUCAAACCCUAUCGAUACUCAAUCCCUUAUCCAUUACCAAUGGCGAGACUCAUUCUCUCGCUCCUCCCUAGUCUCUCCCUCGUCGCAUCCUCCGCCGCUUCGGCCCUCCCACCCACCACCACAACCCCGAACAUCGAACCGCGAGUCCCAAGCCACUACCCCUGCGACUGCUUUCUCGUCUCCGGCCCCAACCCCGGCUACUUUACAGAUUACAAGUUCUGGGACUUCCGCAGCGUCCCUCUCCCCUACAGCCUCAACCAUGGCGCCUACAGCGCGGCCACCGCAGAUGUCUGGGAAGCGCAGACCGUCCCGCUCUCGCAAUCUCCCUUCAAGACCGACUGGCAAGCUCAGUCCUGGAGCCGGCACAAGACACUGGAUAGCAUCGUGCCCAUGGUCAACUCGGACCUGAACGCCUUCUUCGCGGGCCACCCGCAGAUCCCGGAUACCAGCCAGCUGGUGCUCCGCACGACACGUCUUUCGAACUAUUCGUCCACCGCCGAGAUUGAGAGCCUGCAGGGGAACUUCUAUCGCUGCUCGCUUCGAAUCCGCAUGCGGCUUAUGUCGCGGGAUGCGAUCUCGCACUCACCAUUCGAGCCGAGUCCAGAUGACGAUCAGGUGCCCAAGGGUGCUUGCGCGGGGAUCUUCACGUAUCGCUCAGCGACCUGCGAGUCGGAUCUGGAAAUCUUGACAUCGGAUCCCGCGAAUACCGUUCACUAUGCGAAUCAGCCGGACUAUGACCCUAUCAACGAUAUUAUCAUUCCCAACGCCAGCGACGUCGUCACGACCUUGCCGUCUCCGUGGUCGUCGUGGAUUACCCAUCGCAUGGACUGGCUCUCGAAUUCCACGACCUGGUACGUUGACGAUCAGCUGCAGGCAAACAUUACCUACCGUGUACCGGAUCGGCCGAGUAUUCUCGCCCUGAACCUGUGGAGCGAUGGCGGGAUCUGGACCGGGGAUAUGAAGAUCGAUGAGAGCGUGUACAUGGGAAUUGAGUGGAUAGAGAUUGCAUUCAACACAUCGACGGCCGGCGUUCCCCCAAUCGAGCACAAUCAGAGGCAACACCAUCGACCGUGGAAAAGGGAGAGGAGGAACUCCAAUGGGAAACGACAGCUGUCGGGCGAUGACGCUGCCUCGGGGAGGUGCGAAAGACCGUGCUACUUGGAUAGAAUGCAGUAUUAUUAG